Trichosporon asahii var. asahii CBS 2479 is the source of this 492-nucleotide messenger RNA. RefSeq lists its product as uncharacterized. The record is from RefSeq and is a predicted model, not a curated record. NCBI's taxonomy places the organism in Eukaryota, Fungi, Basidiomycota, Tremellomycetes, Trichosporonales, Trichosporonaceae. Bases 1 to 492 code for a protein of 163 amino acids. The transcript has 2 exons.
AUGGACGACGACGACCCUCCUACCCCGGAGCUUCCUUCCGUCCCUGAACCCAGCCAGAAGGAGGUUUUUGGAGACUCCCCAACCCAGGCCGAAUCGCCGACGGAGCCCGAGGUCGUCCGUCCCCGUCAACAAUCGUCGCCUCCAUCCCCGCCUCCAUCUAGGACAGUGGUGACCAGGCGUCGCUCUCCUUUACCUGUAGACGGGAGCGACGAUGAGGUUGUGAUGAUCGGGGAGUCCCCGGCACCGCCUUCUUACAAACGUCUGCGUGCCAGCGCACCUCAGCAGGAGAGGCGUGUGAUUCCACGCAGCGGCACGAAGGCAAGUCCUUACUCUGUGCCCGAUACGCCGCUGCGCGAGCUCUCGCGGACCGUGUCCCCUCCCACCUCUGGAAGCCGGCGAACCCUCCCCCGCCGCCCCAGCAGCCAGUCGGCCCUCCCCGAAGAGGUCCGGUAUCGCCUUGCUCGUAAGCUACGUGAUCCCCCACAUAGCUGA